Molecule: messenger RNA, 1318 nt
Organism: Cornus florida
Lineage: Eukaryota; Viridiplantae; Streptophyta; Magnoliopsida; Cornales; Cornaceae
Exons: 10
Coding region: 131-853 (240 amino acids)
Biological process (GO): CUT catabolic process; TRAMP-dependent tRNA surveillance pathway; U4 snRNA 3'-end processing
Cellular component (GO): cytoplasmic exosome (RNase complex); nuclear exosome (RNase complex)
Molecular function (GO): RNA binding
Source: RefSeq, a predicted model, not a curated record
GCGGCCCGGUCCGGCCUAAGCAUAAAACAUGUAGUAGCAAAAACACGAGGCAAACAUGCCCUUUGGUAGUCUAUCUCUACAUCAAACAAUUUGUCAAUUUCGUGGGUGUUCUCUCUUUUGAGUAAAAAGGAUGGAAGCUAAGCCGUUGGAAUCGCCUGCAAGUUUUGUUGAUCAACUUGUUGUUCCAGGGGAUGUGGUUCUUGAUCUUUCAAGUAUGGCCAAUCAAACCAUUAAGCUGGGAGGCGGUCUCCGUCAGGACUGUGAUUCAAUUUCUGUCAUGAAGGCUGGGAAGUUGAGGUAUUCAAAGCCAAACAAAUAUUGGAUUGAAAGCUCCCAGAAAAGGUACUUGCCUUGUGUUGGGGAUACUGUUCUUGGAAUCGUGGUAGACACCAAAGCAGAUAACUUCCUUGUGGAUAUAAAAGGACCUGCAUUGGCAUUUCUUCCUGUACUUGCAUUUGAAGGAGGAACUAGGAGAAACAUUCCUAAAUUUGAGGUAGGUACUUUACUUUAUCUUCGGGUUGUCAAGGCAAACACUGGCAUGAAUCCGGAGCUUUCAUGCACUGAUGCCAAUGGGAAAGCAGCAGAGUUUGGCCCCCUUAAAGAUGGAUAUAUGUUUGAAUCAUCAACUGGCCUUUCACGGAUGCUGUUGAGCUCCCCAGCAUGUCCAGCUCUUGAGGCUCUAGGCAAAAAGCUCUCCUUUGAGAUUGCAGUUGGUUUAAAUGGCCGUGUUUGGGUAAAUGCUGCAUCUCCAUCUACACCUAUCCUUGUAUCCAAUGCGAUCAUGAAUUCCGAGUCCUUGAGUGGGGUGCAGCAAAAAAUUAUGGUGGAUAAACUGCUCCAGAGAGUCCAGUGAUCAAGAAUGGUGGUUAGGGAGGUUCACAAGGUUGUCAAGAAAGAUAGUGACUCUGCAUUCCAAGAACUUCAUGCGAGAGGGAUUCUGAGUUUAAAUAUACUCGGCAGAAAACAUAGAAAAUGAUUCAGUAACCUUGUUGAGAAAUUCAUGGAAAACAGAUCCUCAUGACCAGCUUCGGCUACCAUGCGUGAUCAAGUACAUAAUGUCUACAGCUUCUGAAGCAUCUGGGAUUGCUUCCAGUCCUUUAAUUGUUUUAUAUGGUUUUCCUUUUAGUUUGUCGGAACAUUCCUUCUCAACAAAUACUCCAUGCUAUAAUUUGUGUAGACAGCCCAUUUUUACUUGCGUUCGUGGUUUUGCAUUUUCUAUUCCUAGAUAUCGCUUUUUAGGGUUUCAGAAAGCGAUCUCCAGUUAGAUUUUUAAAGAGACCUUUAUGAAAUGAGAGUCAUUUUCAUUGCGUAUAUCAAA